Molecule: messenger RNA, 608 nt
Organism: Dermatophagoides pteronyssinus (European house dust mite)
Lineage: Eukaryota; Metazoa; Arthropoda; Arachnida; Sarcoptiformes; Pyroglyphidae
Product: protein bfr2-like
Source: RefSeq, a predicted model, not a curated record
AAAACGUUGAAAAACUCAGUGAAAAAGUAUUGAAAACAACUCGAUCAAACAAAUUAUCUUUCGUUUGAACAUCGUGGAUACAGGAAUGCCGGUUAUUGAAGGAGACGAUAUUUAUGAUUAUGAUGAUGAUGAGGAGAAUAUUGAAGAAGAAGAUAUUUCUUCUUCUGAUGAUGAUGAUGAUGAUUCUCGACACAUUACCAUGAUUUCAAUCUCAUCUGAUGAUGAAGACGAAGAAGAAGAAGAUGAAGAUGAAGAUUGUCCAAGUGAACAUGAAAUUAAUUCAUUUUUUGACAAUCUUUCAAACGUUUUGAAUGAAAAUGAGCUAAAAUUAUUUGAUAAAUAUGCCAAAGCUAUUGUUCGUUGUGCUGCGGAUGGCAUUAAACAAUCGGUUAUUGCCGAUUUGGCUGAGGUAUUGCUUCGUGGUGAACCCGGAAAUAAACAAUUGACUGAUAUUAAAAUAAAAUUUGCUUGUUCAAAGUAUCUUCAACGCAAAUUUGUCGAACGGGAAAGACUAACCGAAACUUCUAAUGGAGAAUUGGAAAUAAACAAACCUUGAUUUAUAAUUGUUUUGUAAUCAUGUUUUUCUGGUUCUAUAUGUUGAUCAUUUC